Molecule: messenger RNA, 1101 nt
Organism: Diaporthe amygdali
Lineage: Eukaryota; Fungi; Ascomycota; Sordariomycetes; Diaporthales; Diaporthaceae
Exons: 1
Coding region: 1-1101 (366 amino acids)
Biological process (GO): endosomal transport
Cellular component (GO): BLOC-1 complex
Source: RefSeq, a predicted model, not a curated record
AUGUCCGCCUCAAUACGACCAAUCAGCCCGCCCCAGCCCUCGUCGGCUUCGGUGACAGCUACCACCGUAUCAUCGUCUUCGCCACCAACCACCAGCAGGAGCACGGCCUUUCCGAGCGGCAGCUCGCGCGGCGGAGGAGGUCCGUCCACAACCGCGCCGUCCUCCGUCUCGUCUUCACACCUGCCACCGCCCCAUCCCGCCCCGGGGCCCGGCGUCGCACCCGGAGCCCAAGCCCAAGCCCAAGAAGCCCAGACACAUGCCCAUCCUCACCCUCACCCUCACCCACAUCCCCACCCCCACACGCUCCAAUCCGCCCAGAACCGGCCCCAGCAGCCACUGCCACCGCCCUCCUCCACCUCCGCCAUCGCCCGCGCGCCAGCAUCGCCCACCAACCCGUCGCACCUGCCCUCGGAGGCGGAGCAGGAGCAGGUGGCGCAGGCGCGCCAGGCGCUGAUCGCCAGCAUCGGCAACACGCUGGACCACGAGCUGCAGACGCGCGCGUCGCUGCUGCACUCGAACCAGGCGGCCAUCGAGCGGCAGGAGCGCGACGUCGAGCGCGCCCUCGCCGACCUGCGCCGCGAGGACGACAAGCUGCUCAAGGUCCUCAACCAGGGCAGCCGCCAGGUCAAGGAGCUCGGCGACGUCCAGAACUGGGCCGAGCGCCUCGAGCGCGACUUCCUCGUCCUCGAGGAGACCAUGCGGCUCGUCCACCGCGGCAGCCGCAGCGGGAGUGGGAGUGGCAGCGAGAGUGGGAGUUGGACUGGCAGCGAGAGCGGGAGCUGGUCUGGGAGUGAGAGGGGCAGUGUUGUCGGGGAUGAGGAUGGGGAUGGGGAUGUGAGGAUGGCGGAUGGCGACCUUGAGCAGGCACCCGUUGUUGGCGAGGAUGCCGCGGAUAAGGGCAAGGGGAAGCAGUCGGACGGGCCGUCCUCUACAAUUACCAUGGACGUCGACUCAGGCCAAGAUGGCUUGCCUCCUAGGACUGUUGAGUCUGAGCCAAACAUGCUGGUCGACCUCGUUUCCUCGUCAAACGGAGCAAGCACGGCGCCACCACAGUCACCGACAUCGACCGGCUGGCUGAGGAGGUUCUGGUGGCGGAGCUAA